Molecule: messenger RNA, 4037 nt
Organism: Macaca mulatta (Rhesus monkey)
Lineage: Eukaryota; Metazoa; Chordata; Mammalia; Primates; Cercopithecidae
Biological process (GO): regulation of immune system process; regulation of cytokine production; negative regulation of transcription by RNA polymerase II
Cellular component (GO): nucleus; nucleoplasm
Molecular function (GO): RNA polymerase II cis-regulatory region sequence-specific DNA binding; DNA-binding transcription repressor activity, RNA polymerase II-specific; DNA-binding transcription activator activity, RNA polymerase II-specific
Source: RefSeq, a predicted model, not a curated record
UCAGGAAGCUGAGGUAGGAGGAUCGCUUGAGCCCAGGAGCUAUAAGGAUUGAUUUCUAAACACUCUUGGUAUGUGAGGAAGAAACCUGGAAGAGGAAGAGGAAAGCAAAGGAGUCAGGGAUGGCUCUUCCUCAGGGUCUAUUGACAUUCAGGGACGUGGCCAUAGAAUUCUCUCAAGAGGAGUGGAAAUGUCUGGACCCUGCUCAGAGGACUCUGUACAGGGACGUGAUGGUGGAGAAUUAUAGGAACCUGGUCUCCCUGGAUAUCUCUUCCAAAUGCAAGAUGAAGGAGUUCUUGUCAACAGCGCAAAGCAAUAGAGAAGUGUUCCACACAGGGACAUUGCAAAGACAUGAAAGUCAUCAAAUUGGAGAUUAUUGCUUCCAGGAUGUUGAUAAAGAUAUUCAUGACUUAGAGUUUCAGUGGCAAGAAGAUGAAAGAAAUGGCCAUGAAGCACCCAUGACAAAAAUAAAAAAGUUGACAGGUAGUACAGACCGAUAUGAUCAAAGACAUGCUGGAAACAAGCCUAUUAAAGAUCAGCUUGGAUUAAGCUUUCAUUCACAUUUGCCUGAACUACAUAUAUUUCACACCGAAGAGAAAAUUGAUAAUCAACUUGAGAGGUCUGUCAAUGAUGCUUCCUCAGUUUCAACAACCCAAAGAAAUUGUUGUAGGCCCAAAACCCAUAUAUCUAAUAACUAUGGGAAUAAUUUCCAGAAUUCUUCAUUAUUUACACAGAAACAGGAAGUACAUAUGAGAGAAAAAUCUUUCCAAUGUGAUGAGAGUGGCAAAGCCUUUAGUAAUAGAUCACUCUUAAGGAAACAUCAGAUAAUCCAUUUAGGAGAGAAACAAUAUAAAUGUGAUAUAUGUGGCAAGCUCUUUAAUCAGAAACAAUACCUUGUAGACCAUCGUAGAUGUCACACUGGUGAGAAACGUUACAGUUGUAAUGAGUGUGACAAGACCUUCAGUCAGACGUCAUCCCUUACAUACCAUCGUAGACUUCAUACUGGAGAGAAACCUUACAAUUGUGAAGAAUGUGACAAAGCUUUCCAUUUCAAAUCAAACCUUGAAAGACAUAGCAGAAUUCAUACUGAAGAGAAACCAUAUGAGUGUAAUGAGUGUGGCAAGACAUUUAGGCAGAAGUCAAUCCUUACAUGCCAUCGUAGACUUCAUACUAAAGAGAAACCAUACAAGUGUAAUGAGUGUGGCAAGACAUUUAGGCAGAAGUCAUCCCUUACAUGCCAUCAUAGACUUCAUACUGGAGAGAAACCUUAUAAGUGUAAUGAGUGUGGCAAGAACUUUAGGCACAAGUCAUCUCUUACAUGCCAUCGUAGACUUCAUACUGGAGAGAAACCUUACAAAUGUGAAGAAUGUGACAGAGCUUACAGUUUCAAAUCAAACCUUGAAAUACAUCAGAAACUUCAUACUGAAGACAAUCCUUACAAGUGUAAUGAGUGUGGCAAGACCUUUAGCCGAACGUCAUCCCUUACAUGCCAUCGUAGACGUCAUACUGGAGAGAAACCUUACAAAUGUGAAGAAUGUGACAAAGCAUUCCGUUUCAAAUCAAAUCUUGAAAGACAUAGGAGAAUUCAUACUGGAGAGAAACCAUACAAGUGUAAUGAGUGUGGCAAGACCUUUAGUCGGAAGUCAUACCUUACAUGCCAUCGUAGACUUCAUACUGGAGAGAAACCCUACAAGUGUAAUGAGUGUGGCAAGACAUUUAGUCACAAGUCAUCCCUCACAUGCCAUCGUAGACUUCAUUCUGCAGAGAAACCUUACAAGUGUAAUGAGUGCGGCAAGACCUUCAAUCAGCAGUUAACCCUUAGACACCAUCGUAGACUUCAUACUGGAGAGAAACCUUACAAAUGUGAAGAAUGUGACAAAGCUUACAGUUUCAAAUCAAACCUUGAAAUCCAACAGAAAAUUCAUACUGAAGAGAAUCCUUACAAGUGUAAUGAAUGUGGCAAGACCUUCAGCCGGACGUCAUCCCUUACAUGCCAUCGUAGACUUCAUACUGGAGAGAAACCUUACAAAUGUGAAGAAUGUGACAAAGCUUUCCGUGUGAAAUCAAACCUUGAAGGACAUAGGAGAAUUCAUACUGGAGAGAAACCAUACAAGUGUAAUGAGUGUGGCAAGACUUUUAGUCGGAAGUCAUAUUUUACAUGCCAUCAUAGACUUCAUACUGGAGAGAAACCUUACAAGUGUAACGAAUGUGACAAGAGCUUUAGUCAGAAGUCAUCCCUUAUAUGCCAUCGUAGACUUCAUACUGGAGAGAAACCUUACAAGUGUAAUGAAUGUGACAAGACCUUUAGUCAGAAGUCAAACCUUACUUGCCAUCGUAGACUUCAUACUGGAGAGAAACCUUACAAAUGUAAUGAGUGUGGCAAGAACUUUAGUCAGAAAUCAUACCUUACAUGCCAUCGUAGACUUCAUACUGGAGAAAAACCUUACAAGUGUAAUGAAUGUGGUGAGGUUUUUAAUCAACAAGCACACCUUGCAGGUCAUCAUAGAAUUCACACUGGAGAGAAGACUUAGAAAUGUGAAGCAUGUGACAAAGUUUACAGUCGCAAAUCAAGCCUUGAAAGACAGGAGAAUUCAUACUGUAGAGAAAGCUUACAAAUGUGAAGAAUGUCACAAAGUUUUCAGUCGCACAUCAAACCUUGAAAGACGUAGGAGAGGCCGGGCGCGGUGGCUCAAGCCUGUAAUCCCAGCACUUUGGGAGGCCGAGGCGGGCGGAUCACAAGGUCAGGAGAUCGAGACCACAGUGAAACCCCAUCUCUACUAAAAAUACAAAAAAUGUGGCGGGCGCCUGUAGUCCCAGCUACUCAGGAGGCUGAGGCAGGAGAAUGGCGGGAACCCGGGAGGCGGAGCUUGCAGUGAGCCGAGAUCGCGCCACUGCGCUCCAGCCUGGGCAACAGCGUGAGACUCCGUCUCAAAAAAAAAAAAAAAAAAAAAAGACGUAGGAGAAUUCCUACUGGAGAAAAACCAUAAAAUGUAAGAGUUUGUGGCAAGGCUUUCAGGCAUGAUUCGCACCUGGCACAGCAUCCUAGAAUUCACACUGGAGAGAAGCCUUACAAGUGUAAUGAGUGUGACAGAGUCUUUAGUGGGCAGUCAACACUUGUUUACCAUCAGGCACUUCAUGGUGUAGGUAAACUUUACUGAUGUAAUGAUUGUCACAAAGUCUUCAGUAAUGCUACAACCAUUGUGAAUCACUGGAGAAUCCAUAAUGAAGAGAGAUCAUACUAGUGUAAUAAAUUUGGCAGAUUUUUCAGAUGUUGUUCAUACCUUGCAGUUCAUCGGUGAACUCAUGCUGGAGAGAAACCUUACAAAUGUCAUGAUUGUGGCAACGUCUUCAGUCAAGCUUCAUCCUAUGCAAAACAUAGGAUAAUUCAUACAGGAGAGAAACCUCACAAGUGUGAUGAUUGUGGCAAAGCCUUUACUUCACACCUCAUUAGACAUCAGAGAAUGCAUACUGGACAGAAAUUUUACAAAUGUCAUCACGGUGCCAAGGUCUUCAGUCUGAGUUCACUUCUUGCAGAAUAUCAGAAAAUUCAUUUUGGAGGUAGUUGUUCCAAAUGCAAUGAAUAGAGCAAACAAUCAAGCAUUAAUUGACAUUAGAGUCAAUUCAGCGUUGACUUGAGUUUGAGUUGACUUAACGUUGAGGUCAAGCAUUAAUUGACAUUGAAGUGUUUAUGUUAAGAGGAUUGGGCCAGGCACAGUGGCUCACACCUGUAAUCCGAGCGCUUUGGGAGGCCAAGGUGGGUACAUCACUUGAGGUCAGGAGUUUGAGAUCAGCCUGGCCAACAGAUGUGAGCCAUUUUCCCUGCGUGUUUUUCAUUUCUUUAACAAAAACUGAUAGGGAUUUUUAUGGGUAUUGUGUUGAAUCUAAAUCACAUUGGGUUAUAUAAUCAUUUAACAAUAUUAAUUUUUCCAAACCAUCAAUAUGGAUUGUAGCUCUAUGUUUUUAAUCAUUUCAAUCAAUGUUUGUAGAUGUCAAGGUACAAAUUUCUGACCUUUUUAUGUUUGUUUCUUUUUUUUUUUUUU